CCGUCCAGCCGCCGGGAGCCGCGGGUCGGACGCGCUGCCGCCGCCUUCUCCGCGUCCAUGUAUGAGGGGAAGAAGACCAAGAACAUGUUCCUGACCCGGGCCCUGGAGAAGAUUUUGGCCGACAAGGAAGUGAAGAAGGCGCAUCACUCCCAGCUGCGCAAAGCGUGCGAGGUGGCGUUAGAGGAAAUAAAAGCAGAAACUGAAAAACAGAGUCCUCCUCAUGGAGAAGCAAAAGCUGGAUCAAGCACUCUUCCACCAGUGAAAUCAAAGACAAAUUUCAUUGAAGCAGACAAGUACUUCCUACCCUUUGAAUUGGCAUGCCAAUCCAAAUGUCCCCGCAUAGUUAGUACAUCUCUAGAUUGUUUACAGAAACUUAUUGCUUAUGGGCACUUGACUGGCAAUGCUCCAGAUAGUACAACACCAGGCAAAAAAUUAAUUGAUAGAAUUAUUGAAACAAUUUGUGGCUGUUUCCAAGGCCCUCAAACAGACGAAGGAGUUCAGUUGCAAAUAAUAAAGGCUUUACUUACUGCAGUAACAUCUCAACACAUAGAAAUUCAUGAAGGAACUGUACUGCAAGCUGUGAGAACAUGUUACAAUAUCUAUCUAGCAAGCAAAAAUCUCAUCAAUCAGACAACAGCCAAAGCUACUCUUACCCAGAUGCUAAAUGUUAUCUUCGCACGCAUGGAAAACCAAGCUCUGCAGGAAGCCAAACACAUGGAAAAGGAAAGGCACCGGCAGCAGCAGCAUCUGCUACAAUCUCCAGUCAGCCACCACGAGCCCGAGUCCCCUCCCCUCCGAUACCUGCCACCUCAGACUGUUGAUCACUUAUCCCAGGAACACGAAGGAGACCUUGAUCCUCACACAAAUGAUGUGGAUAAAAGCCUUCAGGACGACACUGAGCCUGAAAAUGGAUCUGAUAUUUCCAGUGCAGAAAAUGAACAGACUGAAGCAGAUCAGGCAACUGCAGCCGAAACAUUAUCUAAAAAUGAUAUAUUAUAUGAUGGAGAAAAUCAUGACUGUGAGGAAAAGCCACAAGACAUCGUACAGAGCAUUGUGGAAGAAAUGGUGAACAUCGUUGUUGGAGAUAUGGGAGAAAGAACUACUAUAAAUGCAAGUACAGAUGGCAACAGUGGAACUAUGGAGGAUGGUAGCGACAGUGAAAAUAUUCAAGCAAAUGGAAUUCCAGGAACACCAAUUUCUGUUGCAUAUACACCGUCCUUACCUGAUGAUAGAUUGUCUGUCUCUUCCAAUGAUACUCAGGAAUCUGGAAAUUCUUCAGGACCUUCACCUGGUGCUAAGUUUUCCCACAUUUUACAAAAGGAUGCCUUUCUAGUAUUCAGGUCAUUGUGCAAACUGUCAAUGAAACCGCUGUCAGAUGGACCGCCAGAUCCAAAGUCUCAUGAGUUACGAUCCAAGAUUCUUUCAUUGCAGUUACUUCUAUCCAUUCUGCAGAAUGCAGGACCCGUUUUCAGGACAAAUGAGAUGUUUAUUAAUGCUAUUAAGCAGUAUCUGUGUGUUGCACUCUCAAAAAAUGGAGUCUCAUCUGUUCCAGAGGUUUUUGAGCUUUCUCUUUCCAUAUUUCUAACUUUGUUGUCAAACUUCAAGACGCAUCUGAAGAUGCAAAUUGAGGUGUUCUUUAAAGAAAUUUUCCUAUACAUUUUGGAAACUUCUACCAGCUCCUUUGACCACAAAUGGAUGGUUAUUCAGACAUUGACAAGGAUUUGUGCAGAUGCUCAAAGUGUAGUGGAUAUUUAUGUAAACUAUGACUGUGACUUAAAUGCAGCAAAUAUAUUUGAAAGACUAGUAAACGAUCUAUCAAAAAUUGCUCAAGGUCGGGGCAGUCAAGAACUCGGUAUGAGUAAUGUUCAGGAAUUGAGCCUGAGGAAAAAAGGCUUAGAAUGCUUAGUGUCGAUUUUGAAGUGUAUGGUUGAAUGGAGUAAGGAUCAGUAUGUGAACCCCAACUCUCAGACAACUCUUGGUCAGGAAAAGCCCUCAGAACAAGAGACGAGUGAAAUCAAACACCCUGAGACAAUAAACAGAUACGGAAGUUUAAAUUCUCUGGAAUCAACAUCAUCAUCAGGAAUAGGCAGCUACAGUACCCAGAUGUCUGGCACUGAUAACCCAGAACAGUUUGAAGUCCUAAAGCAGCAAAAAGAAAUAAUAGAGCAAGGAAUAGAUUUAUUUAAUAAGAAACCAAAGAGAGGAAUACAGUACCUCCAAGAACAAGGGAUGCUUGGCACUACACCUGAAGAUAUCGCCCAGUUCUUACAUCAGGAGGAAAGAUUAGACUCCACUCAAGUGGGUGAGUUCCUGGGAGAUAAUGAUAAAUUUAACAAAGAAGUCAUGUAUGCGUAUGUGGACCAGCACGACUUUUCAGGAAAGGACUUUGUUUCAGCUCUUCGUAUGUUUCUGGAAGGAUUUCGUCUUCCAGGGGAAGCUCAAAAAAUUGAUCGAUUGAUGGAAAAAUUCGCUGCAAGAUACCUAGAAUGCAACCAGGGACAAACCCUUUUUGCUAGUGCAGAUACUGCGUAUGUUUUGGCUUACUCAAUUAUCAUGCUGACCACAGACCUUCACAGUCCACAGGUUAAAAAUAAAAUGACAAAGGAGCAGUACAUUAAGAUGAAUAGAGGUAUCAAUGACAGUAAAGACCUUCCUGAAGAGUAUCUAUCGGCCAUCUAUAAUGAAAUAGCUGGAAAAAAGAUAUCAAUGAAAGAAACAAAAGAACUAACGAUCCCUACAAAAUCAAGUAAACAAAGUAAGUAUCCAAAUCAAUUGAAUCCUGAUUCAGUUAAUCUCAGCAUGGAUUUGGAGUUGGCUUGGACGCCUUUCCUGGCUGCGUUUAGUGUGGGUCUACAGGAUUGUGAUGAUACUGAAGUAGCCUCUCUUUGCCUGGAAGGUAUAAGAUGUGCGAUCAGAAUUGCAUGCAUUUUCAGCAUUCAGCUGGAAAGAGAUGCAUAUGUCCAGGCGCUGGCGAGAUUCACCUUACUGACAGUGAGCUCUGGGAUUACGGAAAUGAAACAGAAGAACAUUGACACAAUAAAAACACUAAUCACAGUGGCUCAUACAGAUGGAAAUUAUUUAGGAAAUUCAUGGCAUGAGAUUCUGAAGUGCAUCAGUCAGUUGGAGCUUGCACAGCUUAUAGGAACUGGAGUGAAACCCCGGUACAUUUCUGGAACAGUGCGAGGCCGAGAAGGAUCUCUCACUGGAACAAAAGAUCAGGCUCCGGACGAAUUUGUGGGUCUGGGGCUAGUUGGAGGAAAUGUGGACUGGAAGCAGAUUGCAAGUAUUCAGGAAUCCAUUGGCGAAACCAGCUCUCAAAGUGUUGUUGUUGCUGUUGAUAGAAUAUUUACAGGGUCUACAAGGCUAGAUGGAAAUGCUAUUGUGGAUUUUGUCCGUUGGCUCUGUGCUGUGUCUAUGGAUGAAUUACUUUCCACUACACAUCCAAGAAUGUUUAGUCUACAAAAAAUAGUAGAAAUAUCAUAUUAUAACAUGGGAAGAAUAAGAUUGCAGUGGUCUCGAAUUUGGGAAGUUAUUGGAGAUCAUUUUAAUAAGGUUGGCUGUAAUCCUAAUGAAGAUGUAGCUAUUUUUGCGGUAGACUCUUUAAGGCAGUUGUCUAUGAAGUUCUUAGAGAAAGGGGAGCUUGCUAAUUUCAGAUUCCAGAAGGAUUUCUUAAGACCUUUUGAACAUAUAAUGAAACGGAACAGGUCUCCAACAAUUCGAGAUAUGGUGGUGCGGUGUAUAGCACAGAUGGUGAAUUCUCAAGCUGCUAACAUUCGGUCUGGAUGGAAGAACAUUUUCUCUGUAUUUCACCUAGCUGCAUCUGAUCAAGACGAAAGCAUAGUGGAACUUGCAUUCCAAACAACAGGGCACAUUGUCACCCUUGUGUUUGAAAAACACUUUCCAGCGACCAUUGAUUCUUUCCAGGAUGCAGUGAAGUGUUUGUCUGAAUUUGCAUGCAAUGCAGCUUUCCCAGACACAAGUAUGGAAGCAAUUCGACUUAUUCGCCAUUGUGCAAAAUAUGUGUCUGAUAGACCUCAGGCUUUCAAGGAAUACACAAGCGAUGAUAUGAAUGUGGCACCCGAAGACAGGGUGUGGGUACGAGGAUGGUUCCCAAUCCUCUUCGAGUUAUCCUGUAUCAUCAAUAGAUGCAAAUUAGAUGUAAGAACCAGGGGUUUAACAGUAAUGUUUGAAAUAAUGAAAACUUAUGGCCACACUUAUGAAAAACACUGGUGGCAGGAUUUAUUUAGAAUUGUUUUCAGAAUCUUUGACAACAUGAAAUUGCCAGAACAGCAGACAGAGAAAGCUGAGUGGAUGACAACAACUUGUAACCAUGCACUUUAUGCUAUCUGUGAUGUAUUUACCCAGUACUUAGAAGUGCUCAGUGAUGUACUUUUGGAUGAUAUUUUUGCCCAGCUGUACUGGUGUGUGCAGCAAGACAAUGAGCAGUUAGCACGAUCUGGUACAAACUGCUUAGAGAAUGUUGUGAUUCUGAAUGGUGAAAAAUUUACCCUAGAAAUCUGGGAUAAAACUUGUAACUGCACACUGGAUAUCUUCAAAACUACAAUCCCACAUGCGCUCUUGACCUGGCGUCCCACCUCUGCAGAAACUGUCCCGCCACCUUCAUCUCCUGUGAGUGAAAAACAGUUGGAUACAAUAUCACAGAAAUCUGUAGAUAUCCAUGAUUCUAUUCAACCAAGAUCUGCAGAUAAUAGACAGCAAGCACCAUUGGCUUCUGUCUCUACUGUGAAUGAAGAAGUGAGCAAAAUUAAACCUACCGCAAAAUAUCCAGAACAAAAAUUGUUUGCCGCCCUGUUGAUUAAAUGUGUUGUGCAGCUGGAACUCAUCCAGACUAUCGACAACAUUGUGUUCUUCCCAGCCACGAGUAAGAAGGAAGAUGCAGAAAACUUAGCUGCAGCGCAGAGAGAUGCCGUGGACUUUGAUGUUCGAGUUGAUACUCAAGACCAAGGAAUGUACCGCUUUUUAACAUCACAACAGCUUUUUAAGCUCCUAGACUGCUUAUUAGAGUCACAUAGAUUUGCAAAGGCAUUUAAUUCUAACAACGAACAGAGGACUGCUCUGUGGAAAGCAGGCUUCAAGGGCAAGUCCAAACCCAACCUUCUGAAGCAGGAGACGAGCAGCCUGGCUUGCGGGCUGCGCAUCCUCUUCCGGAUGUACAUGGACGAGAGCCGGGUUAGUGCCUGGGAGGAGGUCCAGCAAAGGCUUUUAAAUGUCUGCAGUGAAGCCCUGAGUUACUUCCUCACUCUAACAUCAGAGAGUCAUCGCGAGGCCUGGACUAACCUCCUGCUUUUGUUUCUGACUAAAGUUCUAAAGAUAAGCGAUAACAGGUUUAAAGCUCACGCAUCCUUCUACUACCCUCUCUUAUGUGAAAUUAUGCAAUUUGACUUGAUUCCUGAACUUCGUGCUGUUCUUAGAAGAUUUUUUCUGCGAAUCGGAGUUGUUUUUCAGAUAUCACAACCGCCUGAACAGGAACUCGGACCAAGCAAGCAGUGAUGGGAAAUUAGUAUUUUUCUGUUGGCGUUUACAUCCCUCUGCUCUUUCAAAGGACCCUGGAGCUGAGGUUUCCUACCUGAAAAAUGGUUUCUCUGAAUUGCAGUGUCUAAAGGUUGCUGGUGAAGAUCUUAGAACUCGGACUCAGACUUGCAGCGCUCCGGUCCUUUCAGUGAUCUGAUGGGUCCUGUUUGUCUUUGGGCUCCCGCUGAGCAGAGAGCCAGUCUCCGGGUCAGCUUGUGCUCACGUGCCCUUCCCUGCUCAGCGGCAGGGAGAGCCCCACAGAUUCUUGGCAGGUGUGGAAGUCUAACUUACCCAAAGAACUAGAGCUGUAAAGAUUUGAACUUCUGCAAGAAGUACAACUCAGGAGAGCUGUAUUUUGAAGGAUAAAAUGUUUAUAACUGGGGAGUGGGGGAGAAGAAAUUAUUGUUCAUGGUAAAAGAUAUUUAGCAACUAUGGUAUUCUUAUUCUGAAGAUUUUUGCACACUCAGGCUGUCUGAGAUACUGCUAAUCAUCCUUCUGUGAAAAAUGUACAGAGAUGCAGGCCUGUAAUAUAAGAAUCUUAAACAUUAUAUAGUUCUUCCUGCACUGUUUUAUUUUCUUUAUUUUCUUAUUCAUUUGCUAAAUACCUAUAAUAUUUUGUCAAAUGCACUAAACAUUUGGGUUGAACUUCUUGUCUUUUUUUAUUUUGUGGGGAUUUUGGUUUUGCCCUUUUUGGGGGUGGGUGGUAACUUUGAAGGUUUAACAUGCCCAGAAGCUGUUAUGGCUGACACUUGUCAUGACCAACGACAAAAGAAGGGUAGGAGCUAUCCCUGACAUGACUACCUGUAAUAUACUUCUCUUAGGGCUUUUAAACAUGAGCCAUUGAAAUAGAAUGAUCCUUCACGGACCGAAACUUGAAUCACUGCAAAAUGAAUCUAGGUUGCUGUCACUUUCUUUUCUUUUGGUGGCGGGGCUUGAUGUAGAUUUUACUCUAUGUACAGAAUGUUGAAUAUAUUAAAAUAACAAAUCUGGCAUGGUUUGAGGAGGUUAGAUUGACUGGAAAUGUAUUCAUACUGUGAAUUGUGCUCUGAUGGUUAAAAAAAUGACAAGAUUGUCAAGCAUUCCAUAUUAACAGUGGGUGUAGAAAAUUUUUUCAGGUGGAUAAAAUGUAUAUGGUACAGAUGUAAAGUUUUCUAUGUAAAAAAAAUUCUGUACAACUUUCUGUACAAUAUUGAUUCUCAUCUGGCAUUCAAAUCAGGUUAUAGGUCAAUAAAGUUUUUGGAUUAUUUCAUCAGUGCAAUCAAAACCUGUGUAAUCCACA
Molecule: messenger RNA, 6811 nt
Organism: Hipposideros armiger (great roundleaf bat)
Lineage: Eukaryota; Metazoa; Chordata; Mammalia; Chiroptera; Hipposideridae
Gene: ARFGEF1
Product: ARF guanine nucleotide exchange factor 1
Exons: 39
Coding region: 58-5511 (1817 amino acids)
Biological process (GO): regulation of ARF protein signal transduction
Molecular function (GO): guanyl-nucleotide exchange factor activity
Source: RefSeq, a predicted model, not a curated record